AUGAAUGAAGAGACAAAAGAAGCAGUUUACAAUACACUCAAAUCCCACGCCAACUCUCUCAUUAGCAAACGUGCAAAAAAGUAUGGAUCGGGUGGCGAGGAACUUUAUCUUACUACGUGGAGCAAACUGGAUGUCGACGACAAGGAAGAAGCCAUCGCUACAUUGAACUCACUAGCACAAGAAAAAAAGGAUGUGAUGUUUGAAACGUGUGAGGUCAAUCGGUGUGCUGAUCACCUGCUGUCUGAAUGCUGGAACAACAGAUAUAGGCAGCGUAAAGGCAAACAACAACGCAAAACGACAGCCACACCACCCAUGUCCCCCAAUGAAUACACAACUGCAAUCGAAACUAGCGACCAUGCUACAUCGACAGGACCGCCCAGACCUGAGCUAAGCAACGACUCACGAUCAUCAGGCACGAGGUCAAUUAACACAGUUCCUGUCACAUCAUCCUCUCCACAAGAAACCACUGCUCAGACUAUUCAAAGUGCUAGCGAUAUCUCAGAUGCGCAAGAAACUGUUGCUCCCUUGAACAAAACCGUUUGCCAAUCUGUACAAGACGAACAGCAUCGAGAAGGAGGAGCAACAGAAGGAUUACGAGCAUCAAGCAAUCGAAGAGCAGGACGUGGACGUGGUGGUAAAAAACGUCUAAUGAAGGCUGGUGAAUAUCGGUAG
Messenger RNA from Zychaea mexicana, 672 nucleotides. RefSeq lists its product as uncharacterized. The record is from RefSeq and is a predicted model, not a curated record. The transcript has 8 exons. Lineage: Eukaryota; Fungi; Mucoromycota; Mucoromycetes; Mucorales; Lichtheimiaceae. The coding region runs from base 1 to 672 and encodes 223 amino acids.